AUGAGAAGCAUAAAACAUGUAGUUAUUUUGGAGGAAAAUGUUAAACUAGGUUGUAAUUUUAAAUUACUUAAAAAGAGUGUCAUUAAAUUCAGUAGUAACAAUAUAUAUUUUUCUGUGCAUUCAUCAAUAAAUACCACUGAAUCUCUUCUGCAAGAGGUAAAAUUGAAAGCAUGUGUCAUAACAUUUUACAAUGGGGAUACUCAUGAAGAUUUUCUAAAUCAGGCGAACAAGAUAACAAACCACGGUGAGAAAAUAGCUUGGCUAAUAAUAUUAUUAUCAGGAGAAGACAACAUUUUGGAUACUUUGCAUUUGGCGGACUUCGGACUCGAUGCCGACGUGAUUAUCGCAGUAGGCACGAUGUGGGCACGUCCAAGUGCAGAUCGUCAGAUAUUAGGAAAUGUUAACACUGACUUAAACAAAACAAAAUCUGAAGAUAAUGACAAUUGUAUUAAAGAACAAUCUGAAGAACGUGCUUUCCUUUUUACACCUUUCAUUAAUAAUAAUUCACAGUCCUACGAAAUGAAGAAUUUUUGCAGUGGCAAUACAACAUAUCCAAGCUCAUAUUGUAUGCUUCAAAUUUAUAAAAUUCGAAAAUCUUAUAAUAACUCUCUUGUCGUGUGUUUUCUUGGACUGUGGACACUAAAAAAUGGCACUGCAAAUCUGAAACCCUUUCUACAUACUGAAAAAAGAAACAACUUAUACAAAUUCCCUUUAAUUAUCGGAGAAAAAAAUUCAAGUGAUGCACUCGCAAGUGAAAACGUUAUUGAAGACGACAGUGACGAUGCUGAUAUGCAAGAAUUCGUCAAAUACUUUUCAGCUAUAUUAAAUGCAAGUGAACGUAUUAUUACCUACUCUAAGUUAGGAAAUAAAAAUGCUGAUGGUGUGUGGAGUGACCUUUUUGGAGCUACAAUCAAUGAAGAAAUUGAUAUAGCUUUAGACAGUAUUAUUAAAACGCCAGAAAGGUACCGUGAUAUGGCGUUCUCACAUAACAUUAUGGAGUCGAGAAGGAGUAUCUAUAUUGAACCUAAACAAUCAAACGAACUUCGAGAUAUAUUUUUAAUUCCAUUUAGUUCAAAAUUAAUUUUAUGUGUGGUUGGGACUUGUGCUAUCUUAGCUGUUGUAAUGACUACUUACAAAAAAAUCAUGAAAGCUUUUAAGACCACGGAAAUAAAAAAUAAAGAUACUGGACUGUUGGAUUCGUUUGUGUGGAGCAUUGGUAUUGUCACUCAACAAGGAAGCAUUUGGAAGCCUGGUUCCUCUGCAGAGCAAAUCAUAAUUAUAGUCUAUUUAAUAUUCACACUUAUAAUCUACAAUUCUUAUUCAGCAUUCAUUACUUCUGUGUUGUCCAUAAAAUUGACUAACAUCCGUACCGUUGACGAUUUGCUGGACAGUGAUUAUGAAAUUGGAUAUGUUAAAAACAGUCAGGAUGAAAACUAUUUGAGGUCCAUGAACAUCACUCAGUUAAACGAAAUCUAUCUACGUGGCUAUCUCCACAACAAUAUCAGUAGCAUCACGGAAGGUUUGCUAAAAGCUGCCAAGGGAAAAUAUGGAUUUUUUGCCUCCAGUCAUGUCGCAAGGAGAGAAUUGCUUAUUAUUAGCAAUUAUAAAUGCAAAUACGAUAUUGCUGAAAUAACCAUAAAAGAUACAGUAAAUUACAUUGCAUUUCCAAUGUCGAAACGUUCAUCUUAUAGAAAACUAAUUAAUCUCAGCAUCAUCAAGAUGUAUGAAUCAGGAGUAUAUAAACGCAUUCACUCUCUCCUUUUUCCGGAACUAAAAGUUUGUGAAAAACCAGUGACGUAUCAGAGCGCGAGGCUACCGGAUUUAACAUCUGCAUUCGCAGUCUUAUUUCUGGGGAUCAUAUCUGGUGUUAUCAUAAUCAUUGGAGAAUGUUUUUGGAAAAGGAAAAGGAGCCUUUAUUUUUUCCUUAGGAAAAGUUUGUUUCAUCAUAGGCCAACAUGAAUUGGUUACAUACUCAUUAUUUAUUUAUUAGUUAAAUAUCUUUUUGGUAGUCGUAUAUUAGAAAAUUAUAUAUGAUUUAUGCA
Messenger RNA from Anoplophora glabripennis (Asian longhorned beetle), 2042 nucleotides. Its product is annotated as glutamate receptor U1-like. The transcript is spliced from 10 exons. The record is from RefSeq and is a predicted model, not a curated record. NCBI's taxonomy places the organism in Eukaryota, Metazoa, Arthropoda, Insecta, Coleoptera, Cerambycidae. Gene Ontology annotation, molecular function: ligand-gated monoatomic ion channel activity. Gene Ontology annotation, cellular component: membrane. The coding region runs from base 1 to 1959 and encodes 652 amino acids.